CUCAUCUCCCACCCUGGAAACACAGUCGACACCCCUACUCUCCGCCUAGGUCGCCUUGUUCCGUUUCACCCUUUCACUGCCCUGCCCUGCCCUGCCCUGCCCUGAUUUCUCCCAUAGCCGCAACCGGUUUUCUUUAUUGCACAUACAGAGUAAUACCAUCUCGAUCCUCGACGCGUACGCACACACUCGACUCUUGGUAUUGCAGUCGCUCUCCUCCACUAUUACUGGGGCUCGGCCUUGGUCUUGCUUUCCUCAUCGUAACCAACUACUACUGCCAUUGCAUCACGUCCACCUCGUACAGCAAUGGCAGCUUCACACAACUACCCCCAGUACCCUACCUCCUCCCCAUACUACGAGCCCAGCGACGUGUCGUCGGUAGACCCUUCCAACCCCAUGUUGCAGAGCAGUAGUCCUCCUCCACCACCCGCCCACCGAAGUCCCGUUGGAAUGCAUCCCGACAGCGCGUACGGCAACAUGCAAGGACGGCCACAGCAUGGCAACCCCAACAACUACUCGGAUUACACGCCGCCAGGCAUAACACCAGGUACGGAUAACCUUGGCGAAAGCGCUGCUGGUGGUGGCAUCAAUGGCAUCGCUAUCGGUGUCGCCAACGCAAACGAGCGCGAGAGUGGCCUUCAGGCUCUCCGAGACAUUGACAAUUGGGGACGAAAUGGUAACAAUCUUGCAGGUCCCUACAACGCGCCCCAGGACCGCAACUAUCAAGGCAACGCCUCUUUCGACGACCACCACUAUGGCUACGACCAGCCUGCACCUCCUCGACCCGUUCACUCGCAAUCCUCCUUCAACUCCAACGCUCCUCUAUCCGCCUCCGCCGCUAUGCCCCAUGCCGCUGGCAACACCUCCCCCAUCACAGGCUCCUCAGAGCGCAGUCUCCCUCUCUCCCAUCGCCCCUCGCCCUCGCAGAAUUACCAAGACACUCCCUACAACCGCUACUCUUCCUCAACCCUCCAGCACAUGGGCGCCAUCAACCCCAACGAAGCAGACGAUGAUGACGACUGGGGCAUGGGUCCGCAACAACCCAACCAACCAAAGCGACGGUCCUUCGUGCCCUUUGGCAACUCGCGCGACCAGAGUCGAGAGGGCACCCCUGGGUCCAGCGUUGCCGCACUAGGCGCGGGAGUCGGCGCUGGCGCCGCGGCAGGGACUUUCGCCGCCACGCGCGACCCAAGCGGGCAGUACAACGCGGUUCCUGGUGGCUCGGGCGGGAGCGCAAAUGGAAGCAGCAAUAUGGAGGCCCAGACAGGGGAGAAAUCAGAGUGGCUUGCUUCGCAAAAUCAUGGCAGCAAGAAACUGAAGUGGAUCGUCGGUACCAUAAUUGUCCUCGUCAUCAUCGGCGCCGUUGUUGGUGGUGUACUCGGAGCUUUGCUGAACAAGAACAAAGGCGGCGGCGGAGGUGGAAGCGGCAGCAGCGAAACACCGCAAACGGUCGCCGACGACAACAAGAAGGACCUGACAGCCGACUCUGCAGAGAUCAAGCAGCUCAUGAGCAAUACUGCGCUCCACAAGGUUUUCCCAGGAAUCGACUACACGCCCCUGAAUGCCCAAUAUCCCGAGUGCCUCCAUGUUGGACCCUCCCAGAACAACAUCACCCGCGAUAUCGCCGUCAUGUCCCGACUUACAAAUGCCGUCCGAUUGUACGGAACCGACUGCAACCAGACGGAGAUGGUAUUGGAGGCCAUUACCCGACUCAAAUUGGAGAACGAGAUGAAGAUCUGGCUCGGUGUCUGGCUCGGCAACAAUGAGACCACCAACGACCGACAGAUCUCGCAGAUGUGGGAUUUGAUCGACCACCACCAGGAAAUUGACGGCAACAAGAAGGCCAUCCAGAACAAGUUCAAGGGCAUCAUCGUGGGUAACGAAGUGCUUUACCGAGAAGAUCUCACGGAACAGGAACUGAUGCACAUCAUCGGCGACAUCAAAACGAAUCUGACGAAACAUGAGAUUAAUCUUCCGAUCGCAACCUCGGAUCUCGGAGACAACUGGAAUUCGCAGAUGGCAAACAGUGGCAAUAUCUCGAUUGUCAUGUCUAACGUGCAUCCGUUCUUCGCUGGUGUUACGGUUGAUAAGGCCGCCGGCUGGACUUGGGAUUUCUGGAACAAUCACGAUGUGAUUCUGACCAAGGGCAACGACGAUGUCAAGCAAAUUGUCGCUGAAGUCGGAUGGCCAUCUGGUGGUGGCAACAACUGUGGAUCCGGGACCUGUACGACAACCAGCGAAGGUUCCGUUGCUGGAGUGGAAGAAUUGAACCAGUUCCUCGAGGACUGGGUCUGCCCCAGCAUGAACAACGGCACGGAGUACUUCUGGUUUUCUGCAUUUGAUGAGCCAUGGAAGAUCCGUUACAACACCAAAGGAAAAGAAUGGGAGGACAAGUGGGGCUUGAUGGAUGUGAACCGCAAACUCAAGGACGGCGUCAAGAUCCCCGAUUGCGGCGGCAAGACAGUUUCAUGAUCUUGAAGCCUCACUUGCGUACUUCUUUCCCUUCUUUUCCGGAUACCUCUAUCGAUCUCAGCAUUAGCUCGGCGUUUGGCGGCAGCGCCAUUGGUUCGGAGUGAACCUGUGGCGCCACUUGUAUUU
Aaosphaeria arxii CBS 175.79 is the source of this 2595-nucleotide messenger RNA. Its product is annotated as glycoside hydrolase family 17 protein. Gene Ontology annotation, biological process: cell wall organization. The record is from RefSeq and is a predicted model, not a curated record. Bases 304 to 2469 code for a protein of 721 amino acids. The transcript is spliced from 2 exons. Gene Ontology annotation, molecular function: 1,3-beta-glucanosyltransferase activity; glucan endo-1,3-beta-D-glucosidase activity. Lineage: Eukaryota; Fungi; Ascomycota; Dothideomycetes; Pleosporales. Gene Ontology annotation, cellular component: cell surface; fungal-type cell wall; extracellular region.